UUCCGGUUGGUGAUUACGAAUUGUCUUUAACUAAAGCAGAAAUCUUAAAAACCGGUAAAGAUGUUACAUUUGUUGGAUAUGGGUCACAAAUAUAUAUUCUGGAAAAGGCUAUACAAAUGGCUGAGAAAAAUAUACCAGUCGCAGAGUCUGUGAAUAAAACCGGUAGAUUAAUGAUUUCUCAUGAAGUGCAGAAGUAUCAACAAGUAUAA
This is a messenger RNA of Racocetra persica, 209 nucleotides long. NCBI's taxonomy places the organism in Eukaryota, Fungi, Glomeromycota, Glomeromycetes, Diversisporales, Gigasporaceae. The record is from the annotation of a GenBank genome assembly.